Messenger RNA from Aureobasidium musti, 1203 nucleotides. Lineage: Eukaryota; Fungi; Ascomycota; Dothideomycetes; Dothideales; Saccotheciaceae. The record is from the annotation of a GenBank genome assembly.
AUGCCUACUUUCUCACUGUCAGCGUUAGUCGCUUUGUCCUCUGUGGCAUCAGCAUGGCCGCACUUUGGUCCUCCUGGACCUCCUCUUCAUUCUGGCGCCCCUCCACCCCCACCUCCACCAGGCUCCAAGCCAUCUUCUUGGGGUCUUAAGCAAUUCACCAGCUUGGUCGCUUUCGGAGACAGCUACACCGACGACUCCCGUCUCAGCUACUUUGGCUCUCACAACGGCAGUGCUCCACCAGUCGGUUGGGUCAAUCCGGCAAACUAUCAUUCGGCAGAUGGAGGUCGUCCUUGGCCUCAAUACGUUGCUCAGUACUCUGGCGCUCAUAUUUACAACUAUGCCGUGUCUGGAGCAGUUUGCAGCAACAACAUCACUCCUCGCACUUUCUCCAGCAUCAAUGCCGACUUUCCAGAUGUCGAUGGCUACGAGGUCCCUGCAUAUCUCGCAGACAGCAAAUACGUGUAUCCCAACGGUACCAAAGCUUUGGAUAUCCCCGUAGACUCUACCGUCUACUCCAUCUGGAUCGGCACCAACGAUCUCGGCAACUACGCCUUCAUCGACGACAGCCAAGUUGCCGGCAAAGUCAUUCCUGACUACAUCGAUUGUGUUUACCAGCAAUUCUCCCGUCUCUAUGAUUCGGGAGCUAGAUACUUUGUUCUGCAGGAUGUUGCGCCACUGCAGUUGACCCCGCAGUAUGGAUUGCCUAGCAAGGGUGGUCUGAAUGCUACUCAGUAUUGGCCUGAGAAGCCUGCCAACAUCACAGAAGUGUGGGGUCGUAUGCUUGAGACUGUGACUACAGUCAAUGAUGUGUACAAGUACCGCACACCGUACGAAGUCCUUCUCGCCAAUGAGUUCCCCGGAGCCCACUUUGCUCUUAUGGACAUGUAUGGCCUUGUAAGUCUUGCCUAUCUCCCUUUUACAAAUCUCUUCUUCGCGCUUUUCAAAGAGCUAAUCUCGACAAAUAGAUGNACCGAUAUGUACAACAACCCCACUGAGUAUUUGAACGGCACCAACCCUACCGUCACUGGCUAUGUCAACCACUGCACUACAAACGGCACAGACUGUGUUGCUGCUCCUAACCCUGAUUCGUACAUGUGGUAUGAUCCACUGCACCCUAGCGAACAAACCGACCGCAACAUUGCCAGAGCGUUCAUCGAUGUGGUCAAUGGAAACAGCAAGUGGGCUACCUACUACUCCGCUUAG